Molecule: messenger RNA, 3680 nt
Organism: Linum tenue
Lineage: Eukaryota; Viridiplantae; Streptophyta; Magnoliopsida; Malpighiales; Linaceae
Source: the annotation of a GenBank genome assembly
CACGGCCACACUAUGCCUGUCUCUGUAACUUCCCAAAAUCAUCUCCUGCUCUCCAUCUUCUUCUCCCGUUCUCGAUCUGCUUCUCCAAGCUUCUUCUCCAGGCGGACAGGGAAGCGGCGGCGUCGAGCUAUUGGGACAGGAGCGGGGUCGGGAGGAAAGUUUCCUUUCCUUUUCUGAUCUUCUUCUCUGUGAAGUGGCGUUGCGUACAAAGAAUCCGUCUCCGGCGAGUCGAGGGACCUUAAGGCGAGGAGGCGGCAGCGUCGGAUUGUUGGAAGGAAGCGGCAGCAACUUCCCUCUCUUUCUCUGGUCUUCUUCUCCGGCAAAUCGUCGGCGUCGGGGCCUUAGUUAACUCCACCAUUUCUCCCUUAGCUGAAGCUGGAGAGAAUGGAGGAUGGCGGUUGGGUUCACGUUCCCCGCCCCGCUGAGAAGGACUACUGGAAUCCAACUGCCGUUCAGGAGAAUAGCAAUGGAGAGCCUUCUUCUUCCCAACCGCUGAAGCUGAUUUUCACCUCUCCGGCCAAGUACUGGACCGACGCCAUUCCCAUCGGCAAUGGCCGCCUCGGCGCCAUGAUCUGGGGCGGUGUUGCCAAGGAAACUCUCCAACUCAACGAGGAUACACUGUGGACAGGCAUUCCUGGUAACUACACUAACCCCAAUGCUCCGGCUGCUCUUUCCGAUGUCAGAAAACUUGUUGAUGAUGGUCAGUUCACCCAAGCUACUAAAGAAGCCAUCAAAUUGUCUGACCAUCCUUCUGAGGUUUACCAACUGCUGGGGGAUAUGAUACUUGAAUUCGACACUUCCCACCUCAAAUUUGACGAGGAAACAUACCACAGAGAACUGGAUUUGGAUACCGCUACAACAACAGUGAAAUAUUCCGUUGGAGAUAUUGAAUAUAAGAGGGAAUAUUUUGCUUCUUAUCCUGAUCAGGCUCUUGUGACGAGGCUUUCUGGAAGUGAGAAAGGUUCCUUGUCAUUUACUCUGUACAUGGAUAGCAAGAUGCAUCACCAUUCAUUUGUGCAAGAGAACAAUCAGAUCCAUUUUCAAGGGAGCUGUCCAGGGAAAAGGAUCCCGCCAAGGUUGAAUGCCGGUGAUAAUCCAAAGGGGAUUCAAUUUUCUGCUUUGCUAAACUUGCAAAUUGGCGGAGACACAGGAGUGAUCAGUGAUGUGGAUGGUAGAAAGUUGAAGGUUGAAGGUGCGGAUUGGGCUGUUAUUCUGCUGGUGGCUUCAUCUUCAUUUGAUGGGCCUUUCACGAAUCCUAUUGAUUCCAAGAAAGAUCCAUCCUCAGAUUGCAAAACUGCAAUGACUUCUUUAAGAAAGUUGUCAUAUGCUGAUAUACAUGCACACCAUUUGGAUGAUUAUCAAAGUCUUUUUCGCCGCGUUUCUUUGGAGCUUUGGAAAAGCUCUAAGAAUGUCUUAGGGAGUGCACAUUUGAAUGCAGAAAAGCAAAUUGCUGCUGACGAAAGUGUGCCCUUUACGGGAAGUGAAAACACCACUGUAUCAACUGCAGAGAGGGUGAAAUCCUUUCAAACUGAUGAAGAUCCAUCUCUGGUGCAACUUCUGUUCCAGUAUGGUAGAUAUUUGCUUAUAUCUUGUUCAAGACCUGGAACCCAGGUAGCAAACCUCCAGGGCUUGUGGAAUAAGGAUAUAGAGCCACCAUGGGAGUAUGCUAUCUCCCUCUCUCUCUCUACCCAGAUUGAUGUUUUUAAAUGCAAUUAUAUUUCUAUAUCUCUGUCCAUUGUUGAUGUAGGUUCGCCUAUGGUUAACAUUUAAGACAUUUGAGGGAACUUAUGCUAACAUGAUAAAGUUAAGUCUACGUUUCUCACUUUAAUCAUGAGAUCACGUACAGAAGCACUGAAAGUAAGCUAACUGGAGAUCAGGUGUUGAUCUUGCAUGAAACCGGAAGUUGGAUACUGCUCUGAGUUUAAGCAAGUUUGGUGUACUAACUCACUCUUAUAAAUUGUGCAUUUUCUUCAACAGUUAAUCAAUUUCAUUCUUAUAGAACUUAAUGAUGGACUCUUUUCGUCAUCCAAUUUUCCUCCAAUUGCUAUAGUGUCGUUCAUUCUGCUAUGCCUCAUUAUAAUCACAUUUCUAAUGUAACUCCACAGAUGUCUCCCAUGAGAAAGUCAUGCGAGUCACCACAAUCUCUUUGAUUUAAUACUACCAGGUCAUGCGAGUGCACUUUGAAGAAUCUGUUUCUUGUUUUCGUUUUUUUUAGCUGUGCUCAACACUUGAAUAUAAAUCUACAAAUGAACUAUUGGCCGGCUCUAUCAUGCAAUCUCAAGGAGUGUCAAGAGCCCUUGUUCGACUACAUUUCCUUUCUUUCGAUCAAUGGGACCAAGACUGCAAAAGUGAACUAUGAAGCUAAUGGUUGGGUUGUACAUCAAGUGAGUGACAUAUGGGCAAAAACAUCCCCAGACCGCGGAGAAGCUGUAUGGGCUUUCUGGCCAAUGGGUGGGGCUUGGCUUUGUACCCAUUUGUGGGAGCAUUUUGUUUACUCAAUGGACACGCAAGUGUGAGCUACUCAACAACAAUGGACACGUCAAUUAUAAAAGAAGUUUUCUCUGAAAUUCUCUCUGCAGCUGAGAUUCUAGGAAGAACAGACGAUGAACUCAUUCAAAAAGUCCGCGAGGCUCAGCAGCAGCUUCCACCUACUAAAAUUUCUAGAGAUGGUACCAUUAUGGAAUGGGCUUUGGAUUUCAUUGACCCAGACAUUCAUCACAGGCAUCUCUCCCACCUCUUUGGAGUGUUUCCUGGGCAUACUAUUACGCUUCAGAAGAAUCCAGACCUCAGUAAAGCUGCAGAAAACACCCUGACAAAGAGAGGCGAGGUAGGUCCUGGAUGGUCGACUAUGUGGAAAGCUGCACUCUGGGCACGUUUACACAGGAAAGAGGAGGCAUACCGCAUGGUUAAGCAUUUGUUUGUCCUGGUGGAUCCUGCUCAUGAAAGUGAAUAUGAAGGAGGACUUUAUAGUAACUUGUUCACUAGUCACCCGCCAUUCCAGAUUGAUGCCAACUUUGGUUUCUCGGCAGCAAUUGCAGAAAUGUUAGUUCAAAGCACCGUGAAAGAUCUGUAUCUGCUCCCUGCUCUUCCUCGUGACAAGUGGCCUAAUGGCUGCGUUAAAGGACUGAAGGCGCGAGGCGGGGUAACAGUGAAUGUUUGCUGGAAAGAAGGUGAUCUUCAUGAAGUUGGUCUUUGGUCAACAGAUGGGAAUCGCAUCCAGCGUUUACAUUACGGAGGAAGGACGGUGAAUGCAAGCCUAUUAUCCUGUAAAAUAUACACAUUCGACAGUGAGUUGAGAUGCAUUAGAACCUACUCACUCUCACAAGUAGCUUCUUGUUGAAUGUUGUCACGGAAUAAAUAUCUAUAGAUCUUUAGAUAGAGGAAAAGUUUAGCUCCUUUUUCUUCUCAGACAAACCAAGUGGGUGUUAGAUUGCAUCUGGUAACCUCACCCAAGAGUCACAAAUUGUGUUCCAUUUGGGGAAAUGCUUAGUUGGUUUUAUAGAUACAUUGUUUUCUCUAUAAUCUGUCUCAGUUUGACAUCAUGCCACUGGAGAUCAAGUGGACCCAGUUGAAACCUUCAAAUACCUCCCUGUUAGAAACCUAUUAUUGUUAGAAACAUAAUAUUAGGGGUUUUAGGAGUUGGGCUGGGCCUAGUAGAAUUAAGAUUAUUAUUAGGGUUU